Vitrella brassicaformis is the source of this 1053-nucleotide messenger RNA. Lineage: Eukaryota; Vitrellaceae. The record is from the annotation of a GenBank genome assembly.
UCAAAUCGUCAGAGACCUGGAAGUCUCAGGAAUCAUCGAACCUGCAGACUCAGAAUACAACGCAGCCAUUGUCAUGGUCAAGAAGAAAGAUGGCACGUGGCGUCUCUGCGUGGACUAUCGCUGGCUGAAUGAAAUAACAGAGAAGUCUCGCUACGCACCACCAUUGAUCGAUCGAUGCUUCGAAUCCCUCCAGGGCAUGUCGUGGUUUAGCACUCUUGACGCGACAUCGGGCUUCUGGCAAGUCGAGGUCCAUCCAGACGACAGACACAAGACGGCAUUUUCCGUCAAUGGACAGACACAAAAACAAUGGGCUCGUAUGCCGAUGGGCCUAUGCAACAGCGUAGCAACAUUCCAGAGAGUCAUGGACAAAGUGCUGAAGCGAGUGCUGUGGAAGAGUGCAUUCGUGUAUGUCGACGACAUAGUGAUCUUCUCGCGCACCUUCGAGGAUCACUGCAAGCAUGUCCUUGAGGUCUUCCGAUUGCUGCAAAGAGCCAACAUCAAAGUGAAGCCGAGCAAGUGUACCUUCGUUGCGCGGAAGAUAUCCAUUCUUGGCUUCCUUAUCUCCAGGAGGGCCGAAAAAGGUCGAAAAGAUGAUCAACAUGGCCGAACCAACAGACAAAAAGGAGCUGCGAAGCAUACUAGGCGUCUUCCAGUAUUACAAACGCUUCGUGAAGGGCUAUGCUGACCUUGCCAGGGCAAUCACUGACCUGACAAAGAAGGACUAUCCCUUCACGUGGGGAGACACGGAAAGACAAGCCCUCCAAGCACUGAAGGAGAAGAUGAUCAAAGCCCCUAUACUGUUCUUACCUGACUUCAAGAAGCCCUUCCUGCUCAAGACAGACGCAAGUGAUUACGCCAUUGGCGCGAUCCUCUGCCAGAAGGAUAGCGCAGAACAAGAGAAACCCAUACAUUACGCUAGCUCUGUUCUGGGGAGAACCGAGCGCAAUUGGUCAGCCACGGAGCGAGAGGUUUACGCCAUUUACUAUUUUGUGCGCCACUUCCGUCCGUACCUGUUUGGUCAUCGAUUUGAGUUAAUCUCGGAUCAUCAAGCAU